Messenger RNA from Acomys russatus (golden spiny mouse), 2640 nucleotides. It is a transcript of the gene Tmem63a, whose product is annotated as transmembrane protein 63A. Gene Ontology annotation, molecular function: calcium-activated cation channel activity; nucleic acid binding. Gene Ontology annotation, cellular component: plasma membrane. The record is from RefSeq and is a predicted model, not a curated record. Bases 65 to 2479 code for a protein of 804 amino acids. The transcript has 22 exons. Lineage: Eukaryota; Metazoa; Chordata; Mammalia; Rodentia; Muridae.
GGCUGGGGAAACUGCAAGUUCACACCUCAUCUUACACUUCCUGCUCCCUAGGGGGUCAAGCAUAAUGACCAGCUCUCCCCUCCUGGAUCCCUGGCCAUCCAAGGCUGUGUCCAUCCGUGAGCGCCUGGGCCUUGGGGACCAUCCCAAUGACUCCUACUGUUACAACUCAGCAAAAAACAGCACAGUGCUCCAGGGGGUCACCUUCGGAGGCAUCCCCACUGUCCUGCUCAUAGAUGUCAGCUGCUUCCUGGUUUUAAUCCUGGUGUUUUCCAUCAUAAGGAGAAGAUUCUGGGAUUAUGGCCGCAUAGCCCUGGUAUCAGAAGCAGGCAGUGAGGCCAGAUUCCAGAGAUUGUCGUCUUCGUCCUCAGGGCAACAAGACUUUGAAAAUGAGCUGGGAUGCUGCCCCUGGCUGACGGCCAUCUUCCGCCUGCAUGAUGACCAGAUCCUGGAGUGGUGUGGGGAGGAUGCUAUCCACUACCUGUCCUUCCAGAGGCAUAUUAUCUGCCUGUUGGUGGUGAUCAGCUUCCUGUCCCUGUGUGUCAUCUUGCCUGUCAACCUCUCAGGAGACUUGCUGGAUAAAGACCCAUACAGCUUUGGGAGGACGACGAUAGCCAACCUGCAGACGGACAAUGACCUCCUUUGGCUGCACACCGUCUUCUCCGUCAUCUACCUCUUCCUCACUGUGGGCUUUAUGUGGCAUCAUACACGGUCCAUCAGAUACAAAGAGGAGAGCUUGGUGAGACAGACCCUGUUCAUCACAGGACUCCCAAGAGAAGCCCGAAAGGAGACUGUGGAAAGCCACUUCCGGGAUGCGUACCCCACAUGUGAGGUGGUGGAUGUCCAGCUUUGCUACAGCGUGGCUAAGCUGAUGUACCUGUGCAGAGAGAGAAAGAAGACUGAGAAGAGCCUUACGUAUUACACAAACCUGCAGGCGAAGACAGGCCGGCUGACCCUUAUCAACCCCAAGCCUUGUGGCCAGUUCUGCUGCUGCGAAGUGCAGGGCUGUGAGAGGGAAGAUGCUAUUUCUUACUACAGCCGAAUGAAUGACAGUCUUCUGGAGAGAAUUACAGCUGAGGAGUGCCGGGUCCAGGACCAGCCCCUAGGAAUGGCCUUUGUCAGCUUCCGUGAGAAGUCCAUGGCUACCUACAUCCUGAAAGACUUCAAUGCCUGCAAGUGCCAGGGCCUUAGGUGUAAAGGUGAGCCCCAGCCGUCCUCCUACAGCAGAGAGCUCUGCGUCGCUAAGUGGACCGUCACCUUCGCCUCCUACCCUGAGGACAUUUGCUGGAAGAACCUCUCCGUCCAGGGUGUCCGCUGGUGGCUCCAGUGGCUGGGUAUCAACUUCACUCUGUUUGUGGUGCUGUUUUUCCUGACGACACCCUCCAUCAUUCUGUCAACCAUGGACAAGUUCAAUGUCACCAAACCCAUUCAUGCACUGAAUGACCCUGUCAUCAGCCAGUUCUUCCCCACACUCCUGCUCUGGUCCUUCUCGGCACUGCUCCCAUCCAUUGUUUACUAUUCCACGCUGCUGGAGUCUCACUGGACGAGGUCGGGGGAAAACCGGAUCAUGGUGUCAAAGGUCUACAUCUUCUUGAUCUUCAUGGUGCUAAUCCUGCCUUCCCUCGGCCUGACCAGCCUGGAUUUCUUCUUCCGAUGGCUCUUUGACAAGACUUCCUCGGAUACCGCCAUCAGAUUAGAGUGCGUCUUCCUGCCAGACCAGGGUGCCUUCUUUGUGAAUUACGUCAUCGCCUCAGCGUUCAUCGGCAGUGGCAUGGAGCUGCUGCGGCUGCCCGGCCUCAUCCUGUACACUUUCCGCAUGGUCAUGGCCAAGACAGCCGCCGACCGACGGAACGUUAAGCAGAACCAGGCCUUCGAAUACGAGUUUGGAGCCAUGUAUGCGUGGAUGUUGUGUGUCUUCACUGUCAUCAUGGCUUACAGCAUCACCUGCCCCAUUAUCGUGCCAUUUGGUCUCAUCUACAUCCUGCUCAAGCAUAUGGUGGACCGGCACAACCUCUACUUCGCUUACCUCCCGGCCAAGCUGGAGAAGAGGAUCCACUUUGCUGCCGUGAACCAGGCCUUGGCUGCCCCCAUCCUCUGCCUCUUCUGGCUUUUCUUUUUCUCCUUCCUUCGUCUGGGUCUGAAGGCCCCCGCCACUCUGUUCACCUUCCUGGUGGUGCUGCUCACCAUCCUGGCCUGUCUGCUCUACACCUGCUUUGGAUGCUUCAAGCACCUCAGCCCAUGGAACUACAAGACAGAAGAAUCCGCAAGUGACAAAGGAAGUGAAGCAGAGGCCCAUGUGCCCCCACCGUUCACACCUUACGUGCCUCGGAUUCUGAACGGUUUGGCCUCAGAGAGGACAGCGUUAUCCCCCCAGCAACAGCAGACCUAUGGUGCCAUCCGUAACAUCAGUGGGACUCUUCCGGGGCAGCCCGUGGCUCAGCAUCCCAGCGACAGUGUGGCCUGUGCCUACCAGGAAUCCUGAGAGUGGGCGAGCUGGCCUGGCUGGCUCAGAGUGCUCGGGAAGGCUGAGAUGGACACAGGGGGCUGGAACCCCAGGCAGCUCUUGACUUCUUUCCUAUUUAAAGCUCCUGUCUUGUGAGAAGAGGGAACCAGUGGGUCCUGGGGCUCAGGCCCUUGGCUGAG